Messenger RNA from Onthophagus taurus, 431 nucleotides. RefSeq lists its product as uncharacterized. Lineage: Eukaryota; Metazoa; Arthropoda; Insecta; Coleoptera; Scarabaeidae. The record is from RefSeq and is a predicted model, not a curated record.
AUGAAAAUUUAUAUCUGGGUUGUUUUAUUAGGUGUGAUAUGUGCGAUCGUAACUUGUCAACAAAAAUCUACAAGGAGGUCCGUGGAAGUACCAGCGGAAGUUCCCAUAGGAGGACAUUGGGCAACAAAAUCGCAAUGGAAAGCUCAUUGGGUGAAGCAUUGGGUUCCAAAAACGAUUUACAUUCCGGUAUGGAAAAAAGUGUGGACACCAAUAAGCAUAAACGAAUGGAUUCCAUACGCACCACUUCAUCACCGUUAGUUGAAACAGCUUUGCGAGAUACAAAAGUUCUCGUUGAUGAAUUCGCUUAUUAUAACUUAACGAUGUAUUUACUUUUAAGGUUAACGUGAACUUUAUUGAUACCAAAUUUAUUUAUUUAUUUGUAUUUAUAUUAUUUAUUUUUGAAAACAUAUUUAAUAAAGCAAAAAAUUCAA